UCUCCGAGAUUUCCCUCGCCAAUUUGCCAUGUCGUCUGCUUCAUAUUCAAGCUAAUUACAAGAUUUUAAUAAUUUCUCUGUUCUCACCCCAGAAUCUUCUGCUUAAUUUUCAAGCUAGUUACUAGUUUUUAACACCAAUUUAUUUCUUCUCACCCCCAAAUCAAAUCAUCCGCUUCACUGCAAUUAAUCGGCACCACAGGCAUGUUCUAUAAAGUAUAAACCCUAGUGAAUCUUUGCAGCUUUUCAUAACAAUGGAACAAUUCCCAGAAAGACCAUUGUUCGGUGGAGCAGUUUCCACUACUUUCCCACUUAGGUUUGAGGAUGUGAGCAAUAUUCGUGAAGUUCCUGAUCAUCAGGAAGUGUUUGUGGACCCUGCACGUGAUGAAAGCCUGAUAUUUGAGCUUUUAGAAUUGAAACAUGAUGUUGAAGACAAUGGAAGUGCUACUUGGUUUUUACAAGACCUUGCUAGAGAACAAGGCGCCGAGGGCAAUAUCGUGACUGAGCAGUCUGCAGUGUUUGAGGCUCCUGAACUCCAAUUCAGAAACUUGCCAGCUGUCAUAACAACUGCUAAUGCCCAAAUGGCCAUCUCUAAAGCAAGACAAGGAAGAGAAGCACAAAAUCUAGUGAAGGUAUAUUUGGCGAAUUUGAGACUCAAAGGAGUUGGGACAGAUGUAGUUAUUACUGCAUACGAGCCUGUCUUCAUAAACCCAUUGAGUGAAAGUGCGAGCUCGGUUGGAGCCGGUUUAACCGUGCCGGCGGCACAGUCUGGUCGAACUGCGAUGGUUGAAGUUUUUAAACAAGCGGUCUCUUCAUUUAGAAUUAAUGAUUGGAAUCUGUUCGGUGCUGAUGCCGUUUGAGCAAGUGUUAUCUGUUGUUUGUUGUCUGCUGUCUGAUAAAUUAGGGAAAAUUUUGAUGUUGAAAGUUUUUGUUUUCUUGAUUUUCUUUAUUAAGUUGUUUUUUUUUGUGUUAAGUAAAAGAACACAUGUAUAUGGUCUCCAUGGAUUUAAGUAUUGUUCACAUAAAUUAAUAAGAUUUUAGAUGUUUUUGUUUA
Lactuca sativa (garden lettuce) is the source of this 1051-nucleotide messenger RNA. Its product is annotated as ran guanine nucleotide release factor, putative (Mog1/PsbP/DUF1795-like photosystem II reaction center PsbP family protein). Gene Ontology annotation, biological process: protein import into nucleus. The record is from RefSeq and is a predicted model, not a curated record. Gene Ontology annotation, cellular component: nucleus. Gene Ontology annotation, molecular function: small GTPase binding; guanyl-nucleotide exchange factor activity. Lineage: Eukaryota; Viridiplantae; Streptophyta; Magnoliopsida; Asterales; Asteraceae.